GACGUGAUUUGUAUUUGAAUAAACAGGGAAACAACCAAUCAUGCCGCUAUCUCUCCUCGGAAGAUUUUAAACAUUAUUGGUCAUAGCUUUUCAUUUGAGCCUUUAAUUUUUGGCUCUUAAAUAAGUCAAUUAAUUAUUCAUGAGCCUUCUACUACCAUCCCAGGAAAACAAAGCUACAGGGGGUGCGGUCUUUCCUGUAGUCGAGAACGGAAGCGGAAAUUCGGCCAUCUCCUCGUACAUUCAAGCUACAACAGGUUUUCAUCUCCCUACGCCUGUGGUUUUGGGACCCAAUGUUGCCACGGGAAGGAACAAACAAACUGAGACACUGCACUCCGUGAAUGAGUGGCCUUACAAGCCAGAGAAACAGAGAUACCGAGAGGAGAGACCCCUAUUCUGCAUCAUUCUUGUGUAACAGGUUGCAACAGAGCUCGACGGCCAGACCGUUGCCAUGUCGACCUCAUCGCUACGGCGACAAGUAAAAAACAUCGUCCACAACUAUUCAGAGGCUGAAAUCAAGGUUAGAGAGGCAACGUCCAAUGACCCAUGGGGCCCCAGCAGCUCUCUGAUGUCAGAGAUUGCUGAUCUGACCUACAAUGUUGUGGCCUUCUCGGAAAUCAUGAGCAUGGUGUGGAAACGCCUCAAUGACCACGGCAAGAACUGGAGACAUGUGUACAAGGCUAUGACUCUUAUGGAGUACCUGAUCAAGACGGGUUCAGAACGUGUUGCCCAACAGUGCCGAGAGAACAUUUACGCAGUCCAGACCCUCAAAGAUUUUCAGUACAUAGACAGAGACGGCAAAGACCAGGGGGUGAAUGUGCGAGAGAAAGCCAAACAGCUAGUGACAUUGCUGAAAGAUGAAGAGAGACUAAGAGAGGAGAGGAUCCACGCCCUCAAAACCAAAGAGAAGAUGGCACAGACCUCCAGUGCCUCCUCAGCUCCCUCAGCACCCAGCCUGGGGGGCAGCCUGUCAGUGGGCUCCCACUCUGGGGGGGCAGACCCUGAGCAGGCCUGGCCUCAGAGCUCUGGAGAGGAGGAUCUGCAGCUCCAGCUGGCUUUGGCCAUGAGUAAAGAAGAGGCAGAGCAGACUAACGCGGACCCUCUUGAGGAUGCAGAGAUCCGCUAUGCAAUCACACUCAGCAAAGAGAUUCAAGAAAAGGAAGAGCGACUGCGCAGAGGUGAUGACCUGAGACUGCAGAUGGCCAUCGAGGAGAGUAAGAGGGAGAAGCUGAAGCCUGAGGAGAGUGCUCUGAUGGAGCUGAGUGCCGUGGACCCCUGGGGGGCCACACCUGCUGCCACCGUUGCCACUGUAGGCUCUGCCGGCCCCUCGCCUCCACCCACAGUUCCUGCCCCUGUUGCCUCAGGUCCGUGGGGCGCUGCCCCCCCAGACCCAUGGGGGGUAGCGUCACCCACAUCUCCUACAAGCUCUGACCCAUGGGGUGGGGGGGCUCCGCCAACUAUAGCCCCUCCACCAGACCCCUGGGGAGAGACGUCCAACAGAGUGAACAACGUCGACCCCUGGGGAAGCUCAGCUGUGACCCCCCCCAGUGCCGAUCCCUGGGGCCCCCCAGUGCCACCCAGCACUUCAUCCUCGGGGGGGCCAGUAGACCCCUGGGCACAGGACGGGCCUGUCCCUGCCUCUGACCCUAUCACCUCUGACAUCUGGAGUGGCACCGCCAAACACACUAACGGCACAGGAGACCCAGAGCGACGAGGGUCCCCAGCGUUGGGCUGCGACAGCACAGGCUCACCGGUGCCCUUUGACCUGUCAUCUCUUGGUACUUCACUUCCUGUUCGUAAGACUCCUGAGUCCUUCCUCGGCCCUAACGCAGCGCUUGUGGAUCUCGAUUCCCUGGUGUCAUCUAAACCCAAACCCAAACAGCCGCCACCUCCUUCCAUCUCCUCCUCUUCAGCGCACAACCCCUUCCUCCAGAACGCAGGCUCAUCUCCUGCUCCUGGCAUGGCAGUGACUCCAGGCAGCACCAUUUCCAGUCGGGGGGUGUCUCCAACACCUGCCUCCUCCAACCCUUUCGGCGUGGCUCCACCCAUGACCUCCAUCUCACCUCAGCCCUCAUCACUUGGCCUGAGCGGCCUUCGCUCCAGUCCUGUGCCUCCCAAUCCCAUGCUGGGCAUGGUGCAACCUGGAAUGGGCAUGGGGCCAAUGAGUGUGGGUAUGGGGGCUCCAGGAAUGGGCCUGGGCAUGAUGCAGGCCAGCCCCAUGGGCAUGCCCUACAGCAGCCUCUCACCUAUGGCUCCACCAAGCUCGGCUCUGUUGGGGCCCGGAGGUGGCGCACAUCCUCAGCUGAUUUUGGGUGGGCCCACUGGAACAGGAGGAGUGAUGGGAGCAGGAGGAUCAGUGGGAGGUGGAGGAACGACGGGAGCGAGCACCAAUCCUUUUCUCCUUUGAGGAAGUGUCACCACUACUUGGCUCACCUGUUUCGACCUCCUCUGUCGUACCUGCUGCCCCCUUCAUUCAUCCACCCUCAACACAAUUUGUGUCCAAAAAUAAAAAAUGUGUACAUCUAUAUUUAAAGAAAAAAA
Messenger RNA from Acanthopagrus latus (yellowfin seabream), 2538 nucleotides. It is a transcript of the gene epn1, whose product is annotated as epsin 1. The coding region runs from base 449 to 2404 and encodes 651 amino acids. The transcript has 13 exons. The record is from RefSeq and is a predicted model, not a curated record. Gene Ontology annotation, biological process: endocytosis. NCBI's taxonomy places the organism in Eukaryota, Metazoa, Chordata, Actinopteri, Spariformes, Sparidae. Gene Ontology annotation, cellular component: plasma membrane; endosome; clathrin vesicle coat. Gene Ontology annotation, molecular function: phospholipid binding; clathrin binding.